Messenger RNA from Nicotiana tabacum (common tobacco), 3511 nucleotides. RefSeq names its product LRR receptor-like serine/threonine-protein kinase ERL1. Gene Ontology annotation, biological process: stomatal complex morphogenesis; embryo sac development; plant ovule development. Lineage: Eukaryota; Viridiplantae; Streptophyta; Magnoliopsida; Solanales; Solanaceae. Gene Ontology annotation, molecular function: receptor serine/threonine kinase binding; ATP binding; protein kinase activity. The record is from RefSeq and is a predicted model, not a curated record.
GACUGGUUUCUGAUACUGCAACCACCAUUAGCAACUUUCUCUGUCUUCAUGAAAACACACACACACACACACUCUACUGGGUUUGGGUUUGGGUGAGUGACUGGUGACAUUAAAAACACAGACACACACUUCGCAUUUCAAUAUUCACUCUCUCACUUCACGCCAAAUGCCUGCUUCUGCUACUCUUCUGCAUUUGCUCUUCUCUCUCACAUAACACACAUUCUUAUUACUCUAGCAAGCUAGCUAGCUCAUCUUCUUCUCCGGUCAUAUUUGUUUUGAAUUUCGCUGUGCUGAAGAUGAAAUUCCGGUCGCGCGCAGUACUCUGGUCUAUAUUGCUUCUUUUUCCGAUCGUUUCAUCUCUGAACGAAGAAGGCAAAGCUCUGAUGUCGAUCAAGGAAUCGUUUAGCAACGUAGCAAACGUGUUGCUAGAUUGGGAUGAUGUUCAUAAUGAGGAUUUUUGCUCGUGGCGAGGCGUGUUGUGUGGCAAUUUCUCCAUGUCAGUUGUUGCGCUGAAUCUGUCAAAUCUGAACUUAGGCGGGGAAAUUUCACCAGCCAUUGGAGAUUUGAAAAAUCUGCAAUCUAUAGACCUCCAGGGAAAUAAAUUAACUGGUCAAAUCCCUGAUGAGAUUGGCAGCUGCAUUUCUCUCAUCUUUCUUGAUUUGUCUGAUAACUUGCUCUUUGGAGAUAUACCUUUCUCAAUUUCUAAGCUAAAACAGCUAGAGUUAUUGACCUUGAAAAACAACCAGUUGACUGGUCCAAUCCCAUCCACGCUAACCCAAAUCCCUAACCUAAAGACACUUGAUCUAGCUCGAAACCAGCUCAUUGGUGAGAUACCAAGGUUGAUCUAUUGGAAUGAAGUUCUGCAAUAUCUUGGAUUAAGAGGCAACUUGUUGACAGGAACACUGUCCCCUGAUAUGUGCCAGUUGACCGGCUUGUGGUAUUUUGAUGUGCGGGGCAAUAACCUCAGCGGAACAAUUCCAGAUAAUAUUGGAAAUUGUACAAGCUUUGAGAUACUGGAUAUCUCUUACAAUCAAAUUACUGGAGAGAUUCCCUACAAUAUUGGGUUUUUACAAGUGGCCACCUUGUCUUUGCAAGGAAAUAGGCUGACUGGUAAGAUUCCGGAAGUGAUUGGUCUAAUGCAAGCCCUUGCUGUUUUGGACUUGAGUGAAAAUGAGUUAGUAGGACCGAUUCCUCCAAUCUUUGGCAAUUUAUCCUACACUGGGAAGCUCUACCUGCAUGGGAACAAACUUACAGGGCCGAUACCAGCAGAGCUGGGAAAUAUGUCUAAACUUAGUUACUUGCAAUUAAAUGACAAUCAGCUAGUUGGUCAAAUUCCUCCCGAACUUGGCAAACUGGAUCAGUUAUUUGAAUUGAAUCUUGCAAAUAACAAGUUGGAGGGACCAAUUCCUGAAAAUAUCAGCUCUUGCACAGCAUUGAAUCAAUUUAAUGUUCAUGGUAACAAUUUAAACGGGUCCAUUCCUUCCGGGUUCAAGAAUCUAGAGAGCCUGACAUACCUAAAUCUCUCAUUAAAUAAAUUUAAAGGUCGCAUACCUUCUGCGCUUGGGCGAAUCAUCAACCUUGAUACAUUGGAUCUGUCUAACAAUGAGUUCUCUGGGUCUGUCCCGGGUUCUAUUGGAGAUUUGGAGCAUCUUCUAACAUUGAAUCUUAGCAGCAAUCAUCUUAACGGACAGAUUCCUGUAGAAUUUGGCAAUCUGAAAAGUAUACAGACCCUUGAUUUGUCAUGCAACAAGAUAUCUGGUGGCAUCCCAAAAGAACUAGGGCAGUUGCAGACCUUGAUCACUCUUACAUUGACUGCUAACGAUCUUAGUGGAGUAAUCCCGGACCAAUUGACCAAUUGUUUCAGCCUAACUAGUCUGAAUAUUUCCUACAACAAUUUCAGUGGUGUUGUUCCUCUGUCACGAAAUUUCUCGCGGUUCACGCCUGACAGCUUUGUGGGGAACCCAUUACUUUGUGGCGACUGGAGAGGUUCAAUAUGUGACCCCUAUGCACCAAAGUCCAAAGCUUUGUUCUCCAGAACAGCUGUUGUUUGUACAGCAUUGGGUUUAAUAGCUCUUUUAUCAAUGGUUAUAGUUGCUGUGUACAAGUCCAAUCAACCACAUCAGUUUCUGAAGGGAUCUAAAAGUAAUCAAGGUUCUCCCAAACUUGUGGUUCUCCACAUGGAUAUGGCAAUCCAUACAUAUGAUGACAUUAUGCGGAUUACAGAGAACUUGAGUGAGAAAUUCAUAAUAGGAUAUGGUGCUUCCAGCACUGUAUAUAAAUGUGUGUUGAAAAAUUCCCGACCAAUUGCUGUCAAGCGACUGUACACUCAUCCGCACAGCUUGCGUGAGUUUGAGACUGAACUGGAGACAAUUGGAAGCAUCAGGCACAGAAACCUUGUUAGCUUGCAUGGUUACUCACUUUCUCCUCAUGGUAAUCUCCUUUUUUAUGACUACAUGGAGAAUGGUUCACUCUGGGAUCUUCUGCAUGGGCCAUCCAAAAAGGUGAAGCUUGAUUGGGAAACGCGUUUGAAAAUUGCUGUUGGAGCUGCUCAAGGUCUUGCUUAUCUUCACCAUGAUUGCAACCAAAGAAUCAUCCACAGAGAUGUGAAAUCUUCAAACAUUCUACUGGAUGAAAAUUUCGAGGCUCAUCUCUCUGAUUUUGGGAUUGCAAAAUGCAUCCCUACUGCAAAAACUCAUGCAUCAACUUUUGUCUUGGGCACCAUAGGCUACAUUGACCCUGAGUAUGCCAGAACAUCCAGGUUAACUGAAAAGUCAGAUGUCUACAGCUUUGGCAUUGUUCUCCUAGAGCUUUUGACAGGAAAAAAACCUGUUCAUAAUGACUUAAACUUACAUCAGCUGAUAUUGUCAAAGGCGGAUAAUAACACCGUGAUGGAGGCUGUAGAUCCUGAAGUAUCUGUUACAUGCAUGGAUUUAACGCAUGUGAGGAAGACUUUUCAGCUUGCGUUGCUGUGCACAAAGAGAUUCCCGUGUGAGAGGCCAACGAUGCAUGAGGUUGCUAGGGUACUUGUUUCCUUGCUUCCUCCCCCACCAACCAAACCUUGUUUAGACCCUCCCAAAUCCAUUGAUUAUACAAAGUUUGUGCUUGGGAAAGGGCUACCGCAAGCCCAGCAGAAUGACAAUUCCUCCGAUGCACAGUGGCUCGUUAGAUUUCGAGAAGCUAUAUCCAAAAACACCUUUUGACAUGGGUUGACUGAUAUAACUUAAUAUCCACCAAAGAUCAUGAAUCUUGAAAAGAUGCUGCCAAAGUUCUUUUGCUGCUAGAGAUUUCACAUAUUAGAUGUUUAGGCACACGGUAUGGUUAAGGUUAUUUCACAUUUAUAGAUUUAAUGUUUUAUGGUGGGCGAGAUACAGAAUAGGUCAGAUCUAUACCCAGUAAAGUUGUUAAUUCUGUACAAUCUAUGUUGAGAUCUAUUUCCAUCUAGGACUUGUGUUUUUGUCCAUGUAAAGGAGUGCAAAGAGUGCUAUUUAAUCACAUUAAAUUUAGCAGUCUA